This is a messenger RNA of Drosophila busckii, 2833 nucleotides long. RefSeq names its product UDP-N-acetylglucosamine--peptide N-acetylglucosaminyltransferase 110 kDa subunit (gene sxc). The record is from RefSeq and is a predicted model, not a curated record. NCBI's taxonomy places the organism in Eukaryota, Metazoa, Arthropoda, Insecta, Diptera, Drosophilidae. Gene Ontology annotation, molecular function: protein binding; protein N-acetylglucosaminyltransferase activity. The transcript is spliced from 5 exons. Gene Ontology annotation, biological process: protein O-linked glycosylation. Bases 16 to 2514 code for a protein of 832 amino acids.
UAUAUAUAGAUCACCAUGGACUGUCAAUGCAUGGUUAUUUAUACAAUUGUCCGUAUAAGACCAGAAAAUCAGCAUACGUACUAUAUUAACAAAAAACGAAAUUGUACAAUUAAUUUGUUUCUGAAUCAGCUGCGAUUCUGUUGGAAACGAGCUGUGGCUGCCUAUCUACGCGCUCUCAAUCUAUCGCCAAAUAACGCGGUGGUCCAUGGAAAUCUUGCUUGCGUCUAUUAUGAACAGGGCCUUAUCGAUUUGGCCAUCGACACAUAUAGACGUGCCAUAGAGCUACAGCCCAAUUUUCCAGACGCCUACUGCAAUCUAGCGAAUGCGCUUAAAGAGAAAGGACAGGUCAAGGAAGCCGAGGAUUGUUAUAAUACUGCGCUGAGACUGUGCUCAAAUCACGCGGACUCCCUAAACAAUUUGGCAAAUAUAAAACGCGAGCAAGGGUUCAUAGAGGAAGCAACACGUCUGUAUCUUAAGGCUUUGGAGGUUUUCCCAGAUUUUGCUGCGGCGCAUUCGAACUUGGCGUCUGUGCUGCAACAACAAGGAAAAUUGAAAGAAGCCUUAAUGCAUUACAAGGAAGCUAUUCGUAUACAACCCACAUUUGCUGAUGCAUACUCCAACAUGGGCAACACCCUGAAGGAGCUGCAAGACGUUAGUGGCGCAUUGCAAUGCUAUACACGCGCUAUACAAAUAAAUCCGGCCUUUGCCGAUGCGCACAGCAAUCUAGCGAGUAUACACAAGGAUUCAGGCAAUAUACCAGAGGCCAUACAAUCGUAUCGCACAGCGUUAAAGCUUAAACCAGACUUUCCCGAUGCUUACUGCAAUUUAGCGCAUUGUCUGCAGAUUGUCUGCGAUUGGACGGAUUAUGAUGUGCGCAUGAAAAAAUUGGUUAGCAUUGUGGCCGAGCAGCUGGAAAAGAAUCGCUUACCGUCGGUGCAUCCACACCAUUCGAUGCUUUAUCCGUUGACGCAUGAAUAUCGCAAGGCCAUAGCCGCCAGACAUGCCAAUCUUUGCCUGGAGAAGGUCAAUGUGCUACAUAAGCAGCCAUAUAGCUUUGCCAGAGAUUUGCAAGGUGGCUCUCGAUUGCGUAUUGGUUACUUGAGCUCCGAUUUUGGAAAUCAUCCUACCUCACAUCUAAUGCAAUCGGUGCCAGGACUACACAAUCGCUCGCAAGUGGAGAUAUUUUGCUAUGCAUUAAGUCCGGAUGAUGGCACCACUUUCCGGCGCAAGAUUAGCCGUGAGUCGGAGCAUUUUGUGGAUCUUUCGCUUAUACCGUGCAAUGGUAAAGCAGCAGAUCAGAUCUACAAUGAUGGCAUACACAUUUUGGUCAAUAUGAAUGGCUAUACAAAGGGUGCGCGCAAUGAGAUAUUUGCGUUGCGGCCAGCGCCAGUACAGGUCAUGUGGCUGGGCUAUCCGGGCACCAGUGGCGCUAGUUUUAUGGAUUAUAUUAUCACCGAUGCAGUCACAAGUCCACGGGAAUUGGCUUAUCAAUACAGCGAGAAACUGGCGUAUAUGCCUUACACCUACUUUAUAGGCGAUCACAAGCAAAUGUUUCCACAUCUCAAGGAGCGCAUCAUUGUCUGCGACAAACAGCAAUCGUCUGUGGCAGAUAAUGUUGCAGUUAUAAAUGCCACAGAUCUGUCCCCUCUGGUUGAAAGCACCGAUGUGAAGGAGAUCAAAGAAGUUGUCAAUGCGCUUAAACCCGUCGAAAUUACACAUAAAGUGGCAGAAUUGCCGAGCACCACCCAGAUUGUAUCUAUGAUUGCCACGGGUCAGGUGCAGACAUCCCUAAACGGUGUUGUGGUCCAGAAUGGGUUAGCAACCACACAGACAAAUAAUAAAGCCGCCACCGGCGAAGAAGUUCCACAGAGUAUCGUUAUAACAACGCGACGGCAAUAUAUGUUGCCCGACGAUGCAAUUGUCUAUUGCAAUUUUAAUCAACUCUACAAAAUUGAUCCGCAAACACUGCACUCUUGGGUAUACAUUUUGAAAAACGUCCCCAAGUCCGUGCUCUGGCUCCUGCGCUUUCCAGCUGUUGGCGAGCAGAAUAUUAAGAAAACAGUCAGCGAUUUGGGCAUCUCAGCUGAGCGCAUUAUUUUUUCGAACGUUGCUGCCAAAGAGGAGCAUGUGCGUCGGGGUCAAUUGGCCGAUAUUUGUCUAGACACUCCUCUUUGCAAUGGUCACACCACAUCUAUGGACGUGCUAUGGACUGGGACGCCUGUUGUCACACUACCAGGAGAGACAUUAGCUUCCAGGGUAGCAGCAUCGCAGUUGGCUACACUUGGUUGUCCGGAGCUAAUUGCAAGAAGUAGAGAAGAGUAUCAGGAUAUAGCCAUACGCUUGGGUACCGAAAGAGAAUAUUUGAAGGCUUUGCGAGCAAAAGUUUGGAAGGCACGCGUCGAGAGUCCAUUGUUUGAUUGUUCACAAUAUGCCAAAGGGUUAGAGAAACUGUUUUUACGAAUGUGGGAUAGAUUCAAUAAAAAUGAAAUACCGGAUCACAUUUCGGCGGAGUGAUUAAAGUUAAAUUAGUAUUAAAAAGACUAAGAGGUUAUGCAUAUAGGGCGCAAUUUUAUGCUAUUCAAAUUUGAUUUGGUGUCAUAUGGAAUGUAUAGUAUACGCAUACAUAUAUACAUAUACAUACAUAUGUAUCAUGUCUGCCUAAAUGUAGAGCUCUGUAUAAGAAUUCAAGUUAAGUUAUACUUUUUACACAAAACAAUUUUCAAACGUUUAAACAUGCUCCUCCCGUACACAAUUUGCCCUUUUAACAUGUUACCUUAUAUUAGAAUCAAAACAAAAAUAAAAAUUUGCUUGAUAUUAAAAAUGUAUAUAUAUA